AGGUGCACAAUCUCAUCAUAUUUGCAAAUUAGUCUUUAAAUAUCGUUGUGGUACAAUAUAAUAUCAUUAAUAGGUAAAAUAAUAAAUGUCGUCGGCGUUAUCAUCAAACAACAACUUACACGACGAUGGCGGCGACCUCAGGUCGCCACUCGCCUCCUCUCAGGAGGAGGCGAACUCGAAAAAAAUAACAAUGGAUGAGAUGUUGGAGAAGUAUUGCGGGGAGUUCGGGUUGUGGCAGGUGAGACACCUAGUGUUAACCUGCUUGGCUUGGUUACUAGAGGGGAUUCUAACCAUGGUUAUGAUCUUUGCGGAUCGUGAACCAGCGUGGCAUUAUGUGACGAGCCACGCUGGUGCAACGAGCCGGUGUUCUUCUGAACCCGGCUCGUGGGAAUGGACAGGUGGAAAGGGAAGUUCUACGAUGUCUGAAUUUGGAUUAAUAUGCGGAGAAAAGUAUAAGGUUGGGCUUGUUCAAUCUAUAUUUUUCGCUGGCUGCAUGAUCGGUGCGGGAGUAUUUGGACAUUUAUCAGAUACAAAAUUAGGGAGAAAAGGCUCUUUAACUAUAGUUUGCAUUUUGAAUGCAAUUUUUAGUAUUCUAACUGCAUUCUCUUCUGAUUACUCAACCUACGUCCUAUUUCGAUUUCUCUCCGGUUUCAGCAACGGCGGAACCGGCCUUUGUGCUUUCGUUCUCGCCACUGAACCGGUUGGCCAAUCAUGGCGUGGCGUAGCUGGAAUGUCCACUUUAUAUCUAUACUCUACUGGAAUAGUCCUUGUAUCCGCCAUUGCCUAUUUCAUCCAACCGUGGCGAUCUCUCUACAUUGCUUCAUCAAUCCCUUCCCUUAUUUUCGUUAUCUUCGUAUUACCUUUCCUCCACGAGUCACCUAGAUGGUACCUCGUUAGAGGAAAAGUAGACGAAGCUAUGAAAAUUAUGCAGAAAAUCGCGGUUUCUAAUGGUAAACAGAGCAUUCCUAAUGGUAUCGUACUCGCACUAGAUAGUGAAGUAGUAUCAAAGGACGAUACCCCUAAUAAUCGUCGAUUCAAUACGAAAAAAGGCAUAAACAGAUCAAUUUUAGAUGUAUUAAGAUCUCCUGUCACGCGGAUUCGGUUGUUGGUCGCUGUGGCUACUAACUUCUUUUGUUCCAUUGUGUAUUACGGGUUGAGUUUAAACGCGGUUAAUCUCGGAACUAAUUUAUACCUCAACGUUGCACUUAAUUCGGUUUCUGAAAUGCCUGCCUAUUUAUUAUCAUCGUUAGUACUCGACAGGAUUGGUAGAAAACCGUUAGCCAUACGGACGAUGUGGUUCAGUGCGAUUUUCUGCUUAGUGGGGAGUACUUUGAAGAUCAUCGAUGAGACGUGGAAAUUAAUUCCUAUGGUGUGCGGAUUGCUUGGGAUAUUUGGAAUUUCUGCUACUUUUAAUUUGUUGCUUGUGUAUGGGAUGGAAUUGUUUCCAACUGUAGUGAGAAAUGCAGCACUAGGAUGCUCGAAGCAAGCCAUAAAUUUUGGGGCAAUUUUGGCUCCAAUUGUAGUUGUUUUAGGGGAUGGUGUGCCGUUUGCUGUAUUUGGGGUAUGUGGUAUUAUUGGAGGAAUUUUGGUAAUGUAUUUACCUGAGACGCUAAACAAGCCACUUUACGAUACGAUAGAUGGAUUGCAAGAAGGAGAAGCAAAUUAAACCUGGGUUGGUAGCUUUGGAUUACUUGAAUAAAAAAAGAAAAGUUAUGAACAUUUGUUCUAGUGUUCGGAUUGAUGGUGAAGUAAUGUUGUAAACACUAAUUUUUUUUUAAAAAAAUGCAGGAUCACCCGCCAUUGGCUACCACCUCUGUCGCAUCCGUGAUCAUAGGCUCAAGCAUUUUAAUGGCUUAAAGCAAAAAUUAAAUGGAACCUUAGAUUUGAAUAACUUUUAUACAA
Molecule: messenger RNA, 1902 nt
Organism: Solanum lycopersicum (tomato)
Lineage: Eukaryota; Viridiplantae; Streptophyta; Magnoliopsida; Solanales; Solanaceae
Product: organic cation/carnitine transporter 4-like
Biological process (GO): transmembrane transport
Cellular component (GO): membrane
Molecular function (GO): transmembrane transporter activity
Source: RefSeq, a predicted model, not a curated record